AUGCCGGGCUCUUUGAUCUGGGGUGCGCUGGGCAGGUUGGUGUGGCUCUCCUUACUUGCGCCAAGCGCUCUGAUAAUGAUCCUUGUUCCCCCAGCAUCUCUGGCGCAUCCACAGCCAUGUCAGAUUCUGAAGAGGAUCGGACACACGGUGAGAGUCGGAGCUCUGCACCUGCAGCCUCGAGUGUUCAGACAGGAUUCCCUCAGGGGGAGAGAUCCGGACUGGGAUGCAGACAGAGAAACGUGGGGAGAGUGGGACGCGAUCACCCAAAGUAGGCUCGAACAAGGCUGGAGGGGUAUUAGGACUAAUAGCUCAGCGAAUAACCCCCACAAGGCCUCCAAAAGUAAAACCGCACUCAAACAAGUGGGUCCGGAUGCUGUGUUUCUACCUCGAGACUCUGUUCUACUCGCUACAGAGAGCCUCAAUCGAGUGGCGGGGCUUUUACCCUACAACCUCAGCCUUGAGAUAGUCAUGGCCGUGGAAGCAGGACUUGGAGAAUUACCUGCUUUCUCCUUUUCCUCCUCAUCUACACCUGCCUGUGGCGAUCCCGCAACACUCAGUGAUUCAAAGCUUUGCCCAGUUGUGUUCAGGGGGGAAACGGCUAUCAAAAAUUCUCCAAAAUCGUUUGGAUGUUGGAUGGUUGAUCAAACAAGAUGCAUAGUAAUGUACAUCCAUCUCUUUGCUAUGAUAACCACAUUUGUUUCUUCUCAACAGAACUCUCUUCAUUUCCAGAUGGCCAUGCAAAAUCCUCAAACCUCCCAAUCAGAUCUCAUCUUCUCCCUGCUGUCCAUGAACAACUGGUAUGAUGUCAGUCUGGUGAUGUGUCAACAGAUGAACAUUUCAGACUUUGUUUUCUUGCUCCAUAACAACUCCAAAUUUCAUCUGGGGACAGUUCUCAAGCUAUCCACCAACAACAGCUCCAAAAGUGACUUUCAAAUGUCCCUGCAAGUUCAACUGGAGUCCAUCAAGGACUCAACAUCUACCAUAGUGACCUUUGGAUGUGACAUCAGGGAUAUAAGGAGAAUCUUUACUACCAUUGCAAAGUUUGGUCUGAUUCUUCCCGAUUACCACUGGAUUAUAGGAGACUCUCAGAAUGUGGAGAAAUUACGGACAGAGGGGCUACCCAUGGGCCUUCUUGCACAUGGUCGCAUGGGUGAGCCCUCACUGAAUCAUUAUGUCCAGGAUGCUUUGGAGCUGGUGGCACGAGCGGUGGGAUCGGCUGUCAUUGUAUCUCCAGAGCUGGCGCUGAUUCCUGGCAUCACAAACUGUCUGGCAAGACUUGAGACUAAAAAUCUCACAUCAGGAACCUUUCUGUCCAGAUACAUGGCCAACAUGUCUUUUGACGGCCUGAGCGGCUACGUCAAUAUUCAAGAGGAAUCUAUCAUCGUCUCUGAAAGCCAUCACUUCAUCUGGAAUCUCCAGCAUGACCCAGUAGGCAAGCCCAUGUGGACGCGUCUCGGCAGCUGGAAGCAAGGCAAAGUGGUUAUGGAUUACGGUGUCUGGCCUAAUAAGAGACAGUCUCAGCCAGGAGCGGACUGGCAGCAUUCCUCACGUCUACACUUGCGCGCCGUCACCCUGGUAGAACAUCCGUUUGUCUUCACCCGAGACGUUGAUGAAGAAGGCCUGUGCCCGGCUGGCCAGCUGUGCCUUGACCCCCUAACAAAUGACACAGCCUUUUUGGAAAGUCUUUUUCAGAGUCUGCAAGGUGCCAACGACAGCGUCCCCAUGGAGUUUAAAAAAUGUUGCUAUGGAUAUUGCAUUGAUCUUUUAGAGAAGCUAGCAGAGGACAUGGGGUUUCACUUCAACCUCUACAUUGUGGGAGACGGGAAAUAUGGAGCUUACAAGAACGGUCGCUGGACAGGGCUGGUCGGGGACCUCAUGAGCGGGGCGGCACAUCUGGCUGUCACUUCCUUUAGCAUCAACUCAGCACGCAGUCAGGUCAUUGACUUCACCAGCCCAUUUUUCUCCACCAGUCUGGGAAUCCUCGUCAGGACUAGGGAUACGGCCGCACCUAUCGGCGCCUUCAUGUGGCCCCUGCACUGGAGUAUGUGGCUGGGAAUAUUCGUGUCUUUACACGUGACGGCCGUGUUCUUGACCUUGUAUGAGUGGAAAAGUCCUUUCGGCAUGACUCCGAGGGGAAGGAACAGGGAACGUGUAUUUUCUUUCUCCUCUGCACUAAACGUUUGCUACGCAAUUCUAUUCGGCAGGACUGCCGCCAUUAAGCCACCAAAGUGUUGGACCGGCAGAUUCCUCAUGAACCUCUGGGCCAUAUUCUGUUUGUUCUGCCUUUCAACGUACACUGCUAAUCUCGCCGCUGUAAUGGUUGGUGAGAAAACCUACGAGCAACUCUCAGGUAUACAUGAUCCCAAGCUCCACCAUCCAUCACAAGGUUUCCGCUUUGGAACUGUUCGGGAGAGCAGCGCUGAGGACUACGUGAAAAAAAGCUUCCCAGAGAUGCAUGAAUACAUGAGACGAUAUAAUGUCCCUGCAACCCCUGAUGGGAUAGAUCAUCUUAAGGAUGAUCCCCAAAAGCUGGAUGCUUUUAUAAUGGACAAAGCUCUUUUAGACUAUGAAGUGUCUAUUGAUGCAGACUGCAAGACGCUGACAGUGGGAAAGCCUUUUGCGAUUGAAGGCUAUGGCAUUGGGCUCAAACAAAACUCUCCUCUGACUUCAAAUAUCUCUGAGUUGGUCAGUCAGUACAAAUCUGAUGGGUUUAUGGACAUGCUGCAUGAUAAGUGGUAUAAGGUUGUACCCUGUGGUAAAAGAAGCUUUGCAGUCACAGAAACGUUACAGAUGGGGAUAAAGCACUUCUCAGGGUUAUUUGUCAUGCUGUGUGUUGGAGUGGCCCUGUCUCUCCUCACCACACUGGGUGAACACAUCGUCCAUCGCUGGCUGAUACCCAGAAUGCAGCAGUCAUCACAGCAUAAGUACUGGCUCCACACCAGUCAACGAUUACAUCGUGCACUUAACCCGACUUUCAAAGAAGACAAAUUACAGACAGUUGCAAAACCGGAGAAAAGCUGCAAUGUUGGAAACAACCAGCAAAUGCCGUGGAACUCUUUGGGAACCUCCAACUGCAACAGACGAAAACUGUCCAAUCAAGAGGGACAACAAAAUGACCUGGAAUGUUCUCACUGUAAAGAGCUCCUGUCCCCAAAGGACAAGAGACAGCUUCCGUUACAGGCCACAUCGAACGGAAGAACCGACUUGCUUGGCCUUAACCCCACAGUACAGGAACUGACGGACCUGGAAACACAAAUCCAGCUUAUCAAAAAUCAAUUACAGCUUGCCAUGAAGAAGAAAAAAGAGCUGGAACAGUAUCAGAAGACAAAGACUUCAACCGAGUCCUAGACUCGUGGGAGAUUUGGCUGGAGUUUUAUGGGUUAUAUUGUUCAAAAGCUUGGACCUAGAGGUUGAUUAUUUCAGUUGCGGCUCCUAAGGGAAGCAAGAC
Sinocyclocheilus anshuiensis is the source of this 3448-nucleotide messenger RNA. RefSeq names its product glutamate receptor, ionotropic, N-methyl-D-aspartate 3A (gene grin3a). The coding region runs from base 1 to 3348 and encodes 1115 amino acids. The record is from RefSeq and is a predicted model, not a curated record. NCBI's taxonomy places the organism in Eukaryota, Metazoa, Chordata, Actinopteri, Cypriniformes, Cyprinidae. The transcript is spliced from 10 exons. Gene Ontology annotation, molecular function: ligand-gated monoatomic ion channel activity; signaling receptor activity. Gene Ontology annotation, cellular component: membrane. Gene Ontology annotation, biological process: monoatomic ion transport.